This is a messenger RNA of Arabis nemorensis, 681 nucleotides long. Lineage: Eukaryota; Viridiplantae; Streptophyta; Magnoliopsida; Brassicales; Brassicaceae. The record is from the annotation of a GenBank genome assembly.
AUGGCAGAGAGUCGAUCAGAGGAAGUGAAACUGUUAGGGAUGUGGGUGAGUCCUUUUAGCCGUCGGAUCGAGAUAGCUCUCACUCUCAAAGGUGUUCCUUACGAGUUCUCAGAGCAAGAUAUCACCAACAAGUCCUCUUUGCUGCUUCAGUUAAACCCGGUUCACAAGAUGAUUCCGGUUCUUGUCCAUAAUGGUAAACCCAUCUCAGAAUCACUUGUGAUCCUUGAGUACAUCGAUGAUACAUGGCCAAACAAUCCAAUCUUGCCUCAAGAUCCGUACGACAGAGCUAUGGCUCGAUUCUGGGCCAAAUUCGUUGAUCAACAGAUUUAUGUGGCGGCGAUGAAAAUGGUGGGGAAGAUCGGAGAAGAGAGAGACGCGGCUGUGGAAGCGACGAGAGAUUUGUUGAAAUUGUUGGAGAAAGAGCUUGUUGGUAAAGAUUUUCUCGGUGGGACAAGUUUAGGGUUUGUGGACAUCGUGGCGACUUUGGUUGCGUUUUGGCUGAUGAGAACGGAUGAGAUAAUCGGAGUCAAGAUUGUUCCGGUGGAGAUGUUCCCGGAGAUUCAUAGAUGGGUGAAGAAUCUGCUGCAAAACGAUGUCGUCAAGAAUUGUAUCCCUCCUGAAGAUGAACAUCUCAAGUACAUUAAAGCUCGCAUGGAUAGCCUCAAAAUCAAAUCGGUCUGA